Molecule: messenger RNA, 4298 nt
Organism: Nelumbo nucifera (sacred lotus)
Lineage: Eukaryota; Viridiplantae; Streptophyta; Magnoliopsida; Proteales; Nelumbonaceae
Source: RefSeq, a predicted model, not a curated record
UUCCUCCUCUUUCUCCGAACGCUUCGCCGUCUCAUUCCCUUACUCCUUCCGCGCUUUCCGCGUCAACCCACGUUAUCGUUUUGUUCAUUUCCCGCGCUCCUUUUCUCGGAUUUUCAUUUUCCCGCGCUUUGUUAAUUUCAGCAGAAGAGCAGCAUCAACAGCUGCAAUUAGCCAGUGUUUGAUUUCCAUACGCUACUUCUUCCUGUAUAAUUGAAACCCUAAUUUCAGAAAUGCAAUUCUUCCGUUAUUCUGUUUGAGCUAGAUUUUUUGUUCGCAGAACCCUAGGGACUUUCUCCCUCAGUUUUUUCAGCAUACACUGCGCUAUUCUUCAUUUCACAUGUUUUUUCAGUAUUACUUUUACAGGGGUUGAAGGAACUUUCAUGUUUCGUUUUCAGGAUGUACAUAAAGCAGGUUAUCAUCGAGGGCUUCAAGAGUUACCGAGAGCAAAUUGCUACAGAACCAUUCAGUCCAAAAGUUAAUUGUGUAGUUGGAGCAAAUGGGUCCGGGAAGACAAAUUUUUUCCAUGCAAUACGUUUUGUACUCAGCGACCUUUUCCAGAAUCUUCGCAGUGAAGAUAGACAUGCCCUUCUCCAUGAAGGCGCAGGUCACCAAGUGUUAUCUGCUUUUGUGGAGAUAGUGUUUGACAAUUCUGACAAUCGCAUCCCUGUUGACAAGGAAGAGGUGCGCUUACGGAGAACAAUUGGUCUGAAAAAGGAUGAGUAUUUUUUAGAUGGAAAGCAUAUUACGAAAACGGAGGUAAUGAAUUUACUUGAAAGUGCUGGGUUCUCUCGUUCAAAUCCUUAUUAUGUUGUUCAGCAGGGGAAGAUAGCAUCAUUGACAUUGAUGAAAGAUUCUGAGCGACUUGAUCUGCUGAAAGAAAUUGGUGGUACUCGAGUUUAUGAGGAGAGGCGCCGUGAGAGUUUGAAAAUUAUGCAAGAAACUGGUAAUAAGAGGAAACAAAUAAUUCAAGUUGUUCAGUACUUGGAUGAAAGAUUACAUGAUCUGGAGACAGAGAAAGAAGAUUUGAAAAAAUAUCAGCAGCUUGACAAGCAGAGGAGGUCUCUAGAAUAUACCAUAUAUGACAAAGAACUCCAUGAUGCUAAGCAGAAAUUAGCUGAGAUAGAAGAUGCUCGAUCCAAGGUUUCUGAGACAUCUGCCACGAUGUAUAAUAGUGUUCUAGAUGCUCAUGAGAAAUCGAAGGACCUGGAAAAGAAAUUUAAAGAUCUAACGAAAGAUAUUCAAGGUUUGAACAAAGAGAAAGAUACAAUAGAAAAGCGAAGAACAGAAGCAAUAAAGAAGCAUGCUCAGGUUGAGCUUGAUGUCAGAGACCUAGAAGAAAGAAUUUCUGCAAAUAUUCGAGCAAAGGAAGAUGCUGCACGACAGCUUGAGAUUCUCCAGAAAGAAAUUCAGGACUCCAGGGAUGAGCUGAACAAAAUUAGGCCUUUAUAUAAUGCCCAAGUGAUUGAGGAGGAGGAAAUAACGAAAGGAAUUAUGGAUCGUGAAAAACAGCUUAGCAUUCUUUACCAAAAACAAGGUCGUGCGACUCAGUUUUCUAGUAAAGCAGCCCGAGACAAAUGGCUUCAAAAGGAAAUUGAUGAUCUUGAACGAGUUCUUUCAUCAAAUUUGGUGCAGGAGAAAAAGCUUCAGGAUGAAAUCCACCAGCUUGAUGCUGAGCUUAAAGAGAAGGAAGCAUAUAUAGAGGGACGCAGAGUUGAAGCGGGAAAGCUAGAAUCCAUAAUCCUGAAGUCUCAGGAAGGUUUCAACAGUUUCAAGACACAGAGGGAUAGUCUGCAGGAUAAGCGGAAGUCCUUAUGGGAGAAGGAAAGUGAGCUUUCUGCUGAAGUUGAUAAGCUUAAAGCGGAUGUUGUAAAGGCUGAAAAGAGCCUUGAUCAUGCUACGCCUGGUGAUAUCAGAAGAGGAUUGAGUUCUGUUCGAAGGAUCAUCAGAGAUUAUAACAUUGAAGGAGUGUUUGGUCCAGUCCUUGAGUUGCUUGAUUGUGAUGAGAAGUUUUUCACAGCUGUUGAAGUUACUGCUGGAAACAGCUUAUUUCAUGUGGUGGUUGAAACAGACGAAAUAUCAACUCAGAUAAUUCGACACCUUAAUGCAUUAAAAGGGGGGCGGGUUACUUUUAUACCAUUGAACAGGGUACAAGCCCCACGUGUAACCUAUCCUCAGAGUUCUGAUGUUGUACCAUUGUUGAAGAAACUCAAAUUCUCUUCUAGGCACACUCCGGCCUUUGCACAGGUAUUUGGUAGAACAGUAAUUUGUCGAGACUUGGAUGUGGCUACAAGGGUUGCUCGUACUGAUGGUUUGGACUGCAUAACAUUGGAAGGUGAUCAAGUUAGCAAGAAAGGUGGCAUGACUGGUGGAUUUUACGAUUAUAGGCGUUCUAAACUGAAAUUUAUGAACAUAAUUAGGCAGAAUACGAAGUCUAUCAAUACAAAAGGCGAGGAACUAAAAAAGAUUAGAAUGAAUCUUGAAGGGAUAGACAAGAAAAUUACAGAGCUUGUCAGCGAACAGCAGAAAAUUGAUGCUAAGCUAGCCCAUGAUAAAUCAGAAUUGGAACAAGUCAAGCAGGAUAUUGCUAAUGCUUUUAAGCAGAAGCAAUCCAUUUCUAAAGCUCUUGAAAAGAAGGAAAAACUGCUUUCAAAUGCUCGUAGUCAAAUUGAUCAGCUUAGAGCGGGUAUGGCUAUGAAAAGGGCUGAAAUGGGAACAGAACUUAUUGAUCAUUUGACACCAGAGGAGAAAGAUCUUCUUUCACGUUUAAAUCCUGAAAUCACAGAGCUGAAAGAGAAGCUUAUUGCCUGCAAGACAGACCGAAUAGAGACUGAGACAAGAAAAGGGGAGCUUGAGACCAACCUGUCAACCAACCUUGUAAGGCGACAACAAGAGUUGGAGGCUGUAAAAUUAUCUGUAGAGAAUGACAUGUUGCCUGGGGAAGCUGAACUUAAGAGGCAGGAGUUAAAGGAUGCUAAAGCAUUGGUUGAUGAUGCAACACAACAGCUCAAAAGAGUCGUAGAAAAUAUAGAUGAACGAACAAAGGAGAUCAAGAAAAUCAAAGACGAGAGAAAUAGAUUAAAGACUUUGGAGGACAAUUAUGAGCGGACACUUCAGGAUGAAGCAAAAGAAUUGGAACAGCUAUUGAGUAAAAGGAAUAUUCUUAUUGCUAAACAAGAUGAUUACAUGAAGAAAAUUAGGGACUUGGGUUCAUUACCAUCAGAUGCGUUUGAUACAUACAAACGAAAGAGCAUCAAAGAAUUGUAUAAAAUGCUUCACAAGUGCAAUGAACAAUUGCAAGAGUUUAGCCAUGUAAAUAAGAAGGCACUUGACCAAUAUAUCAAUUUUACUGAGCAAAGAGAGGAACUCCAGAAAAGGCAAGCUGAACUGGAUGCUGGUGAUGAGAAAAUUAGUGAACUUAUCUCAGUCUUGGAUCAGAGGAAAGAUGAAUCAAUUGAACGGACGUUCAAAGGUGUUGCUAGGCAUUUCCGAGAAGUCUUCUCUGAACUUGUUCAAGGUGGUCAUGGAUACUUGGUUAUGAUGAAGAAAAAGGAUGGUGAUCAUGGGGAUGAAGAUCAGGAUGAGGAUGGCCCUCGAGAAGCAGAGAGGGAGGGAAGGGUGGAGAAAUAUACUGGCGUAAAAGUGAAGGUUUCUUUUACUGGCCAAGGGGAAACACAGUCGAUGAAACAACUCUCUGGAGGUCAAAAAACUGUUGUGGCCUUGACACUGAUCUUUGCCAUUCAGCGAUGUGAUCCUGCUCCUUUUUAUCUUUUUGAUGAGAUUGAUGCAGCAUUAGAUCCCCAAUACAGGACUGCUGUCGGAAAUAUGAUUCGCCGCCUUGCAGACAUGGCAAACACUCAGUUUAUUACCACGACGUUUCGGCCAGAGCUUGUGAAAGUUGCUGACAAGAUAUAUGGGGUGACACAUAAAAGCAGGGUCAGCCGUGUCAACGUCGUCUCCAAGGAAGAAGCCUUGGACUUCAUUGAACAUGACCAAACUCACAAUACUGACUAGAGGUUACAGGUUAAUACAUGCUUAUAGUAGCCUGUUUAUAUUAGGUUGUAGGGAUUGCUUGUAGGUGUAGAUUAUCAAGGAGCAUGGACAGAUUGGAAUAUGAGUGCACAUCUAUUCUCUCAUUUCUUGUUUGUAUAAAGUUAAAUCUUCUGGGCCGUCCAUCUCUGUGCAAGAAUCCAUCUUGUGGGGCACUAGCCUGGUAGUAAUUUCAUGGAAAUGUCUUUCAUCAAUACAAUGUGCAGUCAGUUUGUCAAGAAAUUUGUUCUUAAUGAUUUGGUUAGCACAUA